AGAAACGAUCACAAAUGGGAUCAAGCAUGGGAAAGUGCUCCUACGGUGACGAUCCAUAUUACAAACGAAGACGAAAGACAGAAAUAGGCGACAACUUCUCGAAAGAGUACUCCGAGUACUGGCGAUGUCCUCCACGAAAAAAGACUUCGGAUACGUUUGUUAUAGAGAGAAACGAGUACACUUUCUCAAAUAGUGCAAUGUAUGCAUCUUCUGCAUUCGACAAUAGAAGACCGCAACCAUUUGUGUCAUCAUUUUCGAAAACGGACAAAUCCUCACAAUUUCACAGUGGUUUUGCUCCAGUGACAUCAAAGUCAUCAAGCAAAUGAUAUUUAUGGCUUUCAUUACGAUCGAAAUUGUUGUACGCAAAUGACAAAACUGAUGCUAUAAUCCUCACGUUUCUACCCCUGUGUUAUAUCAUAAUUUUGAUGCAUAAAUGUAUGCUUAUCACUGCAAUCAUAUCACUUUUUGAAUCUAAGAAAUGUUUGGAAUUAUCAUCUCAUGGCCCCAGUUCAUCAUUCUGUUGCUUUGCUCUAACUCUUGAAAUGUGCCGUAUAAAUCGAGAAUUUCACUCUGUCGUGC
Messenger RNA from Cylicocyclus nassatus, 579 nucleotides. NCBI's taxonomy places the organism in Eukaryota, Metazoa, Nematoda, Chromadorea, Rhabditida, Strongylidae. The record is from the annotation of a GenBank genome assembly.